Molecule: messenger RNA, 5116 nt
Organism: Zophobas morio
Lineage: Eukaryota; Metazoa; Arthropoda; Insecta; Coleoptera; Tenebrionidae
Exons: 11
Coding region: 172-3300 (1042 amino acids)
Cellular component (GO): plasma membrane
Molecular function (GO): protein binding
Source: RefSeq, a predicted model, not a curated record
CCGCCGCCGCCGCCGCCGCGCGACUUGUGUUCGAAAGCACCACUGCCUUCACGUCCACCGCCAUCGACCAAGUGGAAAUAUUCGUACGGGGAUCAGAUGAACGCGCGAUGUGACUGCUUGGAGAUUGGGGUUAAAACGGAAGAAAUGAGUUUAAGGCGCGAUUGAGUGACGAUGGAAAGGGGGCUGCGCUGGCAAAUGACGAGCUACGCUACGUCACUGCUCCUUCUGCUGGCUCUGGCCGAGGCCGGCGCCCCCAAAUGCAAACUGUGGGAAUUCGCAUGCAACAACGGCCGAUGCAUCCCCCUUAAUAGGUUCUGUAACAUCGUUGACGAUUGUGGAGACUCGUCUGACGAACCGAGAUACUGCACACGUUGUAAUCGCACCUAUUUCGGUGAAGCCGGAAAAACGUACGACUUGGAACUACAUCGUCCCAAGGAAGACAAGAUACCCUUCAUCUGUCAUCUGACGUUCACGGCCGGAGGGGGUGAAUUCGGCGACCUCGUCCAGCUGACGUUCGACAGUUUUACGUUGGGUCGCUUUGUGUCUUUCACUUCCGACGGUUGUCCAGACGGUGCCUUACAAAUCACGGAAUCCAGCAGGCCCCAAGUGGGAGGAUCCUGGUGCGGGACGUCGUGGGUCCCCGCAAUCUACUACAGCGAAACGAAAAGCGUCACAAUUUAUGUUAAUCUUAUCCGCCUUGCCAAAGAUCAAAAUGGUUACAAUUUCGAUUUUCGUUUGGAGUACAAGUUCCUCCGGAGAAAACUGGCCACUGUUCGAUACGGAGGAGGUCGGCCAUUCCUGAACACAACAGCACCCACUGCGGAGCCCGAGCCCGAAUACUACUUGGGAGAUUUAAUAACGGGUACAUAUUGUUCCCGAAUUUUCAGCGACUGUGAUAGGAAGCACUGCCGUCUCCAGUCCCCCAAUUUCCCGGGGGUUUACCCGCGCAAUUUAACCUGUUAUUACGCAGUGCGCCAGCACGAAAUUCCACCGGGUAAACAUGCCCUCAUCAUCGUACGACAACUCAAAGGCCAACUAGUUUCCAUUAGAAGUCAAUCCGCUCUUUACGGUACCGCCAGUACUCGCGAACUCAAAGUCUGGGACGACUGCGACGACGUCCAAGACUAUGUCACCGUCUACGAUGGCUACACCACCCGAGAUCCGAUCAUCCUCAAGUUCUGCGGAGGCGGCGAAUCCGUUCCUGAAGCCAUAUCGAGCGGACACGAGCUCCUGGUGGAGUUCUCCACGUCGCCGUAUGGUACUUUCCUGUAUCCUACACCGUCGCAGGCGCUCCACGGGUUCCAACUGGAAGUAGAAGUAAAGUUUGUGGACCAACAAUCGCCGACGUACGUGAAAACAAAACGUCAAUGCGAGUUCUCCCUGAGGGGAACUAACAAAGGGGUUCUCGAGAGUCCUCUACAUUCCUUGCCAGCCAACACCACCUGCCUCUACCACCUCCAAGGCAUCGACACGUCGAUUUCCCCAUCCCCCAUUCCGUUCCGGCCGCUCUCCUCCCGCUUCCCAGACUGGAGACAUGCCGGCAUGAUCCUCCCGCCUCCUCGCUACCGGGUUUGGCUCAGUAUCGUCAAAUUCCACGCCUCUGGCUCAAGGGACCCCCAAAAGCCCGACCAAGAGCUGUGUCGUAGCUAUCUCAACGUAUGGGACGGUCAACUGUGGGCCCCGUCCAACUGCAACGACCUCUUCUGUGGCAGAGAUAAAUCGAAGGGCAUUCCCCGAACGAGUUUAUCUAGCGGCACGACGGGCGGCAAGAAAAAGAACGUGACUUUGUUGGCGCGCUACUGCAGGGAGCACGUGCCUCGGAGCUGUGACCAUUCCCUCUUGGCCAACGGGACCAGAUUUCCCAGGCCGUGCACUCUGGCCGAGAGCUUUCUGACCUCCGGAGACAGCCUCACGUUGGAGCUGCGACUGGCUGACUCGACGGCGCUCAGACCCGUGCAGUUCCGUGCACUGUACGAGUUCGUGGAUUUACAUCUCGACGGCGAACCUUUCGGCCCCGAUGUUUGUUCGAGACGCUUCACCAGCGCCACUCAGGAGUCAUCCCAGAAAUUCAGGUCUCCGAGAGAUAUAUUUCUCUACGGAAGGGGUGGAGCGAAGAACAUAAGUUGCGUGUACCGCUUCGAAGCCCAAAAAGACGAGCGCAUCAAGAUAACGAUAACCCAGAUGACGAUUAAGAACCGCGACUGCAGGACGAAAGUGAGCAAGGACACGGAUCGACUGGAGUGCGUCGGAAACGCGACGGCAGCGGUGCGUCUGUACGAAAUUCCUUGGGCCGACGUACCCGGAGUUCCGAGGGACUGCCUCUGCUCGCUCGACAAGGAUAAACUCAUGCCGUUCACUUACGUCUCUACGUCUAACGUAGUCGAAUUGCGUUUCGACGUGACCGGCAUGAACGCUUCGGACGAUUUUACUACUUUGUCGUUCGAAGGCACGUGGAAGCUGAUACAGACUCCGAUCUGCCCGAGUAAUUUGCGGAUGCACGGGCCCAGCGGAGAAGUGCUCUUGAACUACCCGAACAAAUCACCAAAGGAAACCAACUGCGAGAACAGCCCUCGUGUGAUAAUUCCAUCGCCAAACAAGUAUCUCUACGUGAAGAUCAGCGGGGUGAUAAUGAAACACUCGAGCCGCCUCGGAGACGGCAGCUCCCGGAGCGUCACCCCCGUGAGAUGCGGAACUUCUAAUCGGAUUAAGGUGCACACGGCCCUCUAUUCAGCCCUCAUAUGUCCGUACAGCUCUUCGUCCCGGAACAACCUCGUCGAGGUUUUCUCCGAGGGCUGGAACGUCGGCAAAGUCGACGGUCACUCCAUCGGGAAUCUAGCGCUCGACAAGAUCGAAAUCGACCGUCUAGGCAAAGAGCUGCCGCGAUCCAUCGUCGUCGAGUUCAUCGGGAAGGAAGAAGCGUCCUACUCGGUCAUGUGGCUCGAACUAGGGAGAAGACGGGACGUUCCUCCCAACGGGAUGGGACUGUUCCUGCUCAAGCCCGACGACUGUCAAUACCGCUGCCCGGAGCUGGACGCGUGCAUCAAUGCCACGGUGUGGUGUGACGGCACCGAGGACUGUCCCUCGGGGAUCGACGAGGCUCUCACUCACUGUUCCAUGAUCCUGCAGCUGCCCCCGCUCUACCUCUUCCUGGGGGCCUGCGGGAUCCUCGUUUCGAGCUUCGCCACUUGUUUGGCCGUUUGGAAGACUUGCAGGAGGAGGCCGCGGUCGAUAUUGCAGACGCGCUUGAAGAGUCUUUCCUCAGACACUGCCAUUAUCGACGAAAAGGGAGUGAUUUGCUGACACAGCGACAAUUCUGUGCGUUACGUCGAGGUCGACAGGGUGACGACGGUGUGACGGUCACACUUCGGAAGCGACGUAACGUGCAGAAUUGGUAGUAAACAGACUUUUAUACAUUUCGUAAUUUAGAAACGGACCAAGCAAAUAAGCGAAUUUUUAGCGUUGUGAUUUUGAUAGGCGUACCUGUUAGGGGAUCAGGAGCUUUCAAUUUUUCAUUCGGUUUCGUCAAGAAAGUUAGACACAGAAUGUUCAAAUCCGAAUCGUUCAAAACGGCGAACUUUAAUAUCGUAAACUGGCCACCGAUUAAAGUGUGUCGUAAAAAGGGUUCCAACAAACUCGCAAAGUAAUGGAUUGUAAUAAAGCAAACUCGUGCACUUCCAAACCCGCUCACAAAGAGUCGUCACAUCUUCGGAAACACAUAUUCCAACAAAUGUCUCAAUAUGCAAUAACUUUAAAAAUAAUAUCGCCAACCGGUUAGCCAAUCGAACGCGUUUAUAGCUGGAUUAGCCGAUAUUUCACCGGUUCGUUUUUGCAUAUUUUCCUUUCGAAUGAGUUGUUUCAGGGUGGUUUGUAAUUGAACGGUUUGUUGGUGUUUCGGUUGCUUGGAAAGAGUUCUAUUUUUAUAGGAGUUUGUUAUUUACCCCUUCUUUAUGUGCACGUUUUUGUCGAUAAAAGUUUUCAUUCAUGGACACUUUAAAGAAGCAACGGUUUGACGCUGAACAUUCUAUCGAUUUAUGGAUUUGGGAGUGAAAAUUCUGCGACUUUAACGCGCUUUCGCGGACGAAACGACUUUCGAUUUAAAUUCGAGCAGUGAAUAAUUUUUUAAGAGCAUUCGUUAAAGACACACGUUUUCAAACUUAUUUUGAUAAAAGUUACAGGAACAAGUGUACAUAGUGGCGAGAAAAUCGAUCUGGGGGACUUUUUUCUCGCGUGGCACUGUACGACGAGUACAAUGACUGAUGACACGUUUUGUACAUACUUAGAAGAAUCAAAAAUUAGCGAAUUUCACGAUUUGUUAGGUAAUAAAAGCGCGCUGAAGUUACACCGUGACGAAAUCCUUUAAUUUUUUAUCUCGCGUUGCGUUGCGUGAGUGCCGAGUUUCAUUACGAACGCAUUAAAUUUUCACGGAAUUCACACAAAAACCUGCCAUUGAAUCACAUUGUGAGAGUUCGAUUUGUCGUCGCAUAAAUAUUAAAAGGAGGAAUCUCGAGAUUGCAACCCUUCCGGUGAAACUUGAAAGGAGCCGGGUGGAAACUUCGAUGUAACUCCGGCGGCGCAGAAAUAUUUUCAGCUGAAAAUAAUUACGAAAAUGCAUAUCAAAUAUGCUGACAAUGCUUAAAGUUACACUGCCAUAACUGUGGCGCGAAUAUUUUGUUGGUUUGGUCGAUUCGAGAGACUAGAGUAGAUCGCACAAGCUAACAAAAUCCAUAUCAAAAUUUUUACACCAAUGAUGUCAGUUCGUUUAUCAUUGAGGCCCUUUCUACCGAUUUUGUUGUCUCUUGAAACAUUUACUAAAAUAAAAAAAAUACUAAAAAUUUUAUCCUGUAGCGUUGUUGAGAGUUGAAAUAGACGAGAAGGAUCCUAGUGACAUCGUUUUUCAUUGUACAUAAAUCCCAUAAUAAGAGGAACUUUUGAAUACGUAUAUGGAGCUAUUUUAAGUGGUAGCACAAGUUGGUCAGGUGAACUGACAAUAACGUAGCUGAUUUUAAGUAACAAUAAACCUAGAACGAAAUUUUGUUACAAAGUAAGAAGAGAAUGUUAUAUGAGAGUGUGUUGUGACUGUUAAAAAUCUACAUUAUAGAGAAAUAAACUAUUUUAA